This is a messenger RNA of Durotheca rogersii, 1989 nucleotides long. RefSeq lists its product as uncharacterized. NCBI's taxonomy places the organism in Eukaryota, Fungi, Ascomycota, Sordariomycetes, Xylariales, Xylariaceae. The record is from RefSeq and is a predicted model, not a curated record. The transcript has a single exon. Bases 354 to 1604 code for a protein of 416 amino acids.
AUUAUUACAUUAUUUAUAAGUGUAACGUUGAUACUGUGUUAUUAUUAUCGACGUGGGUACCUAUCGAUAAUCCCCUACGGCGGGUCGUCUACAGUCUGCCGUACCUGCAUAGGUACUAAACCGCUACAACCAGUAGGACAAGUAACCCCCAACCAGCUUUCGUCAUCUUCCACUUCCCGAGACCUCCCCGACGUCUCGCCUGCGAUAACUUCCUCGCUUCCUACAGACGGCAUUGCACCGGCGCCGCCCUCCCUCCUUGCUCUACGCCAUUCCAUGCGCAAGGCCAUGAUGUCCGGCAUUGCGACCCGUCCCCAGCGCAGCACACCACCCCAGAGCUCGAGACGCGCCACGCCAUGGAGAAUACGCCGCCGCUACCCACCCCGGGCCGCCGCGACGCCCCGUCGCCGGCCGAGAUAGCUGCCGCCGGAGCGCGCAAGCGGAGCGGCUCCGGGGCCGGCAUCCUCUCCAGAUUCCCCUUCCUGCGCACCAGCUCCUCCGACGGCAGCGGCAGCAGCCACAACCACGGCGGCAGCAGGCUGAGCCUCGGCGAAUCGCGACACCCCGAUCCCUCCUCCCCCGACCCGCCCUCCGUCUCUUCCGCCAGCAAGCCGCCCCGCGCCCUCGCCGCCGCCAUGUCCCAGCAGAAGACCCGCAAGCGCCGGGGCUCGCUCCGCAAGGUCGCCCUCCUGGGCCGCGGCGCCGCGCGCGAGAAGCGCGAGACGAAGCCCCCGCCCGCCGACGUCGCGCCCCCCGCAGCCGCACAGCCAGCCGCCGUCGAGCACCAGCGCCAGCAGCACUACCACCAGCCGGCGCCGACGAGGCCGAGCGCAGCAGCGCCUUACCCGGUCGCCGCGGGCGAGGGCCUCGGCUUGGGGAUAUCGGACAUCACGCCGCGGCCGUCGAUGGAUGGCUUCGCCGGGCGCGACGGCAUGCUGCUAUCUUCCUCGACUGCCGCGCCCGCGCCGCCGCCGCCGUCUCCGCCGCCACCCGACCACGAGGCCCAGGUGACGAGCCCCUCGAUAUGCUACACCUCCACGACCGACGAGGAAGACGUCCUCUCGCUACCCGUCCGCGUCCCCUCGCCGCUGCGCCCGGGGCGCCCGGAGCUGUCCUCCGGCUCCGAGACGUACUACGCCCAGCGCGCGCCGAGCAACUCGUCGUCGUCGUCGGCGUCGUCGAUACAGCGACGUCGCUCGGUCAAGCACACGAAGUCGCCGCUGUCGCUGCAGGGGCUCGCCGCCAGCCCCCUGCCCUCGUCCUCUGCCGCCGCCGCUGCCGUCGCUGCCGCUGCGGCCGCGGCCGCCGCGCGCGAGGACCAGGACUACGACUACGGCGAGACGGAGUGGUGGGGGUGGGUGGUGCUGGGCGUGACGUGGUUCGUGUUCGUGGUCGGCAUGGGGUCGUGCCUGAACGUGUGGUCGUGGGCGUGGGACGUGGGCACGACGCCCUACGCGCCGCCCGAGCUCCAGGACGACCCGACGCUGCCUAUCGUCGGCUACUACCCCACCCUCCUCAUCCUCACCUGCAUCAUGGCCUGGGUCUGGGUCGUCGUCGCCUGGGUCGGCAUGAAGUACUUCCGCCACGCCAAGAUCAGCGGCGACUGAUCGGAGCUCACCUGAGAGGACCUAACGAGGAGGGAGGGGGAGAUAGAUGGAGAGCGGGACGUAGGCGGAGGCCACGAGGAUGUCCGUCGCGCAGACUACCUUCCAUACCCUCCGACUUGCGAGGUCCUGUCGCUAUCUGAGCUCCCACCUACUCGAGACGGCGUAACACGCGUAGUGCGUAUAUAUAUCUGUGUACAUGGCUAGUGGUUCCCGUAUAUUAUAAUCUCGGGCCGGGGUCGGAUCGAGAAAGCGACGAAGGCGUUGAUCGCAAGGGACGCAGGAGCACGUAACUAGUAAUUACUCCCACAGUAAAAACCCCCAACGACUAAGUAUAGGUACAUACAUAACUCACAAUAGAACUUGAGAGCUCAAAAUAAACCCAUCU